This is a messenger RNA of Thermochaetoides thermophila DSM 1495, 2610 nucleotides long. RefSeq lists its product as uncharacterized. The transcript is spliced from 4 exons. Gene Ontology annotation, cellular component: late endosome; retromer complex; retromer, cargo-selective complex. Gene Ontology annotation, biological process: retrograde transport, endosome to Golgi; intracellular protein transport. Bases 1 to 2610 code for a protein of 869 amino acids. Lineage: Eukaryota; Fungi; Ascomycota; Sordariomycetes; Sordariales; Chaetomiaceae. The record is from RefSeq and is a predicted model, not a curated record.
AUGUCGACCCCUGCGCCGCCCGAGGAACAGGCUCGUCUGCUCGAGGAUGCCCUCAUCGCUGUGCGCCAGCAGACAGCCAUGAUGCGCAAGUUCCUCGACACGCCAGGGAAGUUGAUGGACGCGCUGAAGUGCUGUUCUACUCUCGUGUCCGAGCUUCGCACCAGUAGCCUGAGCCCAAAACAGUACUACGAGCUGUACAUGGCGGUCUUUGACGCCCUCCGUUACCUUUCAGCCCAUCUUCGCGAGAACCAUCCUGUCAACCACCUCGCCGACUUAUACGAGCUUGUGCAGUAUGCCGGCAACAUCAUCCCCCGUCUUUAUCUGAUGAUCACCGUCGGGACCGCCUAUAUGUCCAUUGACGGUGCCCCUGUGAAGGAGCUGAUGAAGGACAUGAUGGACAUGAGCCGCGGCGUGCAGCAUCCUGUUCGCGGUCUCUUCCUGCGCUACUACCUCUCGGGCCAGGCUAGGGACUACCUCCCGACUGGAGAUUCAGAUGGCCCAGAAGGAAACCUCCAAGAUUCCAUCAAUUUUAUUCUCACAAACUUCGUCGAGAUGAACAAGCUGUGGGUUCGCUUGCAACACCAGGGCCACUCAAGGGAACGGGAUCUUAGGACACAGGAGAGGAGAGAGCUUCAGUUAUUGGUUGGCAGCAAUAUUGUCCGGCUGAGCCAGUUGGUGGACCUGCCAACAUACAGGGACAGCAUUCUCGGACCCCUUCUGGAGCAGAUCGUUCAGUGUCGUGACAUCCUGGCCCAGGAAUACCUUCUCGAGGUCAUCACUCAAGUCUUCCCCGACGAAUACCAUCUCCACACUCUUGACCAAUUCCUUGGGGCUGUCUCCAGGUUAAACCCUCACGUUAAUGUCAAGGCCAUCGUGAUCGGUAUGAUGAAUCGGCUUUCAGAUUAUGCCGAGCGAGAAUCCCAAAAUGAGCCAGAAGAGGAUCGGGCGAAACUGGAAGAGGAAGCCCUGGCGAAACUUCUCGAGAAGACUAAGCUGGGGCAAAAUUCUGAGCUCGAGCCGCAAAAUGGCGAUCACCCGGAUACUGAAGUUUCUUCAACUACGGAUUCAGCCCAGGCGCCGUCAACCGCGGACUCCGAUACAACUGCGGUCAACGGGGAGGAAGAGCCAGUCAGGAAACGCCGAGGCAUCCCCGUAAAUGUCCCGCUUUACGACAUCUUCUUCGACCAAGUGCAGCAUCUGGUGCAGGCGCAACACCUCCCCAUUCAAGACACCAUUGCCCUGUGCUGCUCACUGGCCAACCUGUCUCUCAAUAUUUAUCCCGAGAGGCUAGACUAUGUGGAUGGAAUCUUGGCAUACGCCUUAGCUAAGGUCAAGGAGCAUGCCAACAGCGCAGACUUGCACUCCCAGCCCGCUCAGCAAAGCCUGCUAUCUUUGCUGCAAAGCCCUCUGAGACGAUAUGUUUCUAUUUUCACCGCGCUGUCGCUUCCUACCUACGUUUCACUCUUCCAAGCCCAGACAUAUCCGACUCGGCGUGCCAUCGCGGGGGAAAUUGUCAGGACUUUGCUGAAGAACCAGACACUAAUCUCAACACCUGCGCACCUUGAGAACGUCCUAGAAAUCCUCAAGGUCUUGAUCAAAGAAGGCUCGCAACCUCCGGCCGGCUAUCCGGGCGUUGUGCAGCCUAGGGCUCGGCCACUUGAGACAGACGAGACAAUGGAGGAGCAAGGGUGGUUGGCACGCCUUGUGCACCUAAUCCACUCAGACGACAAUGAUACCCAGUUCCGUUUGCUCCAGAUGACAAGGAAAGCAUAUGCCGAGGGUAAUGAGCGUAUUCGGACUACGACCCCGCCUCUAAUCACCGCUGGUCUUAAACUUGCGCGCCGCUUCAAGGCUCGUGAGCACUAUGAUGAUAACUGGUCAUCGCAGUCUUCAUCCCUAUUCAAGUUCCUCCAUUCUGCCAUCUCAACUCUGUACACCCGGGUUAAUGGGCCUGGAGUGGCAGAUCUUUGCCUGCGCCUGUUCUGCUCCUGUGGACAGGUUGCGGACAUGACAGAAUUUGAGGAGGUUGCCUAUGAGUUCUUUGCCCAGGCGUUUACUGUUUACGAAGAGUCAAUCAGUGACUCGAAGGCUCAGUUCCAGGCUGUCUGUGUCAUUGCCAGCGCCCUGCAUCGCACUCGAAACUUUGGUAGAGAGAACUACGAUACCCUCAUUACCAAGUGUGCUCAGCACGCUAGCAAGCUGCUCCGCAAGCCUGAUCAGUGCAGGGCAGUCUAUCUCGCUAGCCACUUGUGGUGGGCUACGCCCAUUGCGGCCAGGGGAGAGACAGAAGAUACCGAGCUCUACCGUGACGGCAAGCGCGUCCUCGAAUGCCUCCAGCGCGCGCUCCGUGUCGCAGACUCGUGCAUGGAAACGGCUACAUCUAUCGAGUUGUUUGUCGAGAUUCUUGACCGCUAUGUCUACUACUUUGACCAGAGGAACGAAUCGGUCACAACCAAAUACCUCAACGGGCUUAUCGAGCUCAUCCAUUCCAACCUGGCUGGCAAUCAACAAGACUCAGCGUCGGUCGAAGCUAGCAGGAAACAUUUCAUCCAGACGCUCGAGAUGAUCCAGAGCAAGGAAUUUGAAGGUAUCGUGGUGGCGCCCAAGUGA